AUGGCCCCCAUAGUACCGACUCCAGACUGGGUGAAGGCCCUCAAGCCCUCGGGGCCCCAGGGCUCGGAACUCCUUGCCAAGGAGCGCGCCCAGAGCAGCGUCCCCGUCGAGAAGCUCUCCGAGUUCAUGUUCUCCAAGGAGGCCCUGCAGCGCAAGCGGAAGGUCCUGGAGAUCCUCGAGGCCGAGAAGGUCUUCGACAAGUCUCAGAACUACUUCCAGGGCCGCAUUGACCGCAUCGAGACGUCUUUGGCAAGAGCGAAGCGGCUGCGCCAGUUGACCGUGCAGCACGGCUGGAGCGAGGACGAGUUCCGCAGUGCCGUCGACCUGAUCAGCGAGCCCACCCCCUACGGCCUGCACGAGAGCAUGUUCCUGGUCACCCUUCGCGACCAGAGCACCCCCGAGCAGCAGAAGCUCUUCUACGAAAAGGCGGCAAACUACGAGUACAUGGGCUGCUAUGCCCAGACCGAGCUCGGCCACGGCUCCAACGUGCGCGGCCUCGAGACGCUUGCUAUCUGGAACCCCGACGAUAAGACCUUCAUCAUCCACUCGCCACACUUGACCGCUGCGAAAUGGUGGAUCGGCUCGCUGGGACGCACCGCCAACCACGCCGUGGUCAUGGCCCAGCUCGUCAUCAACAACAAGCCCUACGGACCACACCCCUUCAUUGUGCCCAUCAGGGACCUCAAGACGCACCAGCCGCUGCCCAACAUCCACAUCGGCGAUAUCGGACCCAAGUUCGGUUACAACACCAUGGACAACGGUUUCCUGCUCUUCAACAAGGUCAAGGUUCCCCACGUCAACAUGCUGGCCAGGUUCUCCAAGGUCGACCCCAACACUGGCAAAUACAUUCGCCCCGAGAGGCCCGCUUUGGUCUACGGCACCCUGACCUGGGUCCGCAGCAACAUUGUCAUGCAAGCCGGUGGUACCCUUGCACGUGGUGUUACAAUUGCGACGAGAUACUGCGCCGUCCGCAGACAGUUCCAGGACAAGGACUCGACAGACAAGAAGGCCGGUGAGAGCCAGGUUCUGGACUACACCAUGGUGCAAGUCCGUCUCCUGACGCUUCUGGCUGCCACCUAUGCUCUCCAUUUCACCGGCAAGAGCAUGAUGGCGCUGUACACGGAGAACCAGAAGCGAAUGAGCCAGGACGUGGGCAAGGUGGGUAGCACUGAGCGGGGUGCGGGCCCUGAGGAGUUAAAUUCCGGAAGCGACCUGCUCGCAGACCUGCACGCCACAUCAUGUGGCCUGAAGUCUCUUGCGAGUUCGACCGCCGCUGAGGGUCUCGAGGUGUGCCGUCGGGCAUGCGGUGGCCACGGCUACAGCAGUUUCUCUGGUAUCGGAACUUGGUACGCAGACUACCUUCCGACGGUCACCUGGGAGGGUGACAACUACAUGAUCACCCAGCAGGUUGCACGCUACCUCCUGAAGUCUGCCCGCAGCGUGCUCAAGGGCGAGAAGCCUACGAACGACACGACGACGAUCCUCAAGACCUUCCUCGACAAGUCGGACAUGGGUGCAGCCUUCGACGUGCUGGGCAAGGACGAAGACAUCGUGGCCGCCUUUGCCUGGCGCGCGGCGUUCCUUACAUUCGAGGCGCUGAAGCACCGCGACGAGCAGAAGCGGGCGUGGAAUGACCUCCUCGUCGACUUCUACCGGCUCAGCAAGGCGCACUCGCAGUACCUGAUCGUCAAGAACUUCUACGAAUCCCUCCAGGCGACCGAGUUCAACCGCGAGCUCGACCCGGAGACGCAGACGAUCAUGUACAAGCUGUUCCGGCUGUACGCGCUGCACACGCUCGAGAGCGAGGCGUCCGAGUUCUACACGUCGAGUGCCGUCACGGUGCGCCAGAUCCAGCUCGCGCGCACCAAUGCCGUCAUGAAGCUGCUCGCCGAGAUCCGCCCCCACGCGGUGCGCCUCGUCGACGCGUGGGACUUCCCUGAUUGGCAGCUCGACAGCUCGCUCGGUCGCGCGGAUGGCAAGGUGUACGAGGACAUGUUCCACCGCGCUAGCGAGCUCAACCCGCUGAACAGCAUCACGUUUGACCCUUACCCGGAUUCGCCCGUGCUGUUCAAGGAGAACAAGAGCCAGGAGUAUAAGAGCAAGCUGUAA
Diplodia corticola is the source of this 2109-nucleotide messenger RNA. Its product is annotated as acyl-oxidase. Gene Ontology annotation, cellular component: peroxisome. The coding region runs from base 1 to 2109 and encodes 702 amino acids. Lineage: Eukaryota; Fungi; Ascomycota; Dothideomycetes; Botryosphaeriales; Botryosphaeriaceae. The record is from RefSeq and is a predicted model, not a curated record. Gene Ontology annotation, biological process: lipid homeostasis; fatty acid beta-oxidation using acyl-CoA oxidase. Gene Ontology annotation, molecular function: FAD binding; fatty acid binding; acyl-CoA oxidase activity. The transcript has 3 exons.